AUGCGCACUCACACUGGAGAGAAGCCUUUUGCCUGCACUGCAACCACCAGAGUGAGUUGGACACUGGAGAGUGCAGAAAUGGCUAAGUUUUUUACCAAAGACAAAGCCCUUCAAGCAAUUUUGGCAACCGACACCGAAGACGAUUGCGGUUCUGAGUCGUCGGGGGAGUAUUCGCCCGAUUGUCAACCUGAUGCUGAUGACAACAUCGAGGAGGACAACUCCGAUUGGGAAGAAGAGGAGGGAGCCCCGGAUGAUGCUGCGGAAGCGGUCGGGCAGGACCAGGAUCCAUCGGACAGUGGCGAUCAUACGGUAUGGAGCUCGAAAAAUAAAAAAGUGAUGUGGCAUCCAACCAACGAAGUGGCUAGACAAUAUGUCCCUGUACAAAUACCCACACCUGGCCCCACGUCGUAUGCAGUAGCCAGGAUCAGGAGCCCGGAGACAGCGUUUGCAUUGUUUGUGGAUAAGAAGAUCGUCGCGAAAAUAGUCAAAAUGACCAACCUCCAAGGGCUCAGAACGAUCAAGAACUGGUCUCCCCUCACGCCCCAAGAGCUGCGGGCGUAUAUCGGGCUCCUGAUCCUGGCUGGAAUUUACCGGUCCAGGCAUGAAGCGACGAGCAGCUUGUGGGGCGCCAAGACCGGGCGUCCGAUGUUCUCCGACGCAAUGGCUCAUCGGAGGUUUAUGGAGAUCAACCGAAUGCUACGUUUCGACGAUAAGCUGCUUAGACCACAGCGGCACCAUGCGAACAAACUGUCGCCGAUAUCAGAUUUGUGGAACAGCUGGAAUUUCCGGCUGCAGAAAAUGUUCAACGUGGGACGUGACGUGUGCGUGGACGAUCAGCUAAUUGCCUUUACAGGACGCUGCAGCUUCAAACAGUAUAUGCCGUCAAAGCCCGCAAAGUAUGGCAUAAAAAUUUGGGCACUCUGUGACGCUCGAACCUCCUACGCAUUGAAGCUAAAGGUCUACACCGGCAAGCCUCCACGGGACACGCGUGAACACAAUGUAGGAAUGCGUGUGGUGCUGGGACUCACUGACGCGCUGGAAGGGCACACAAUAACAGUGGGCAACUUUUUCACAUCAAUACACCUUGCAGCAGAACUAAAAAAAAAAAGAAACUCACUUGUGGGUACUAUAAAGAGGAACAAGCCGGAGCUCCCUGCACAAGUGACACAAACAACAGGAAGGCAGCCCCUCUCGAGCAUUUUCUGCUUCACCAAAGACAUGGCUUUGGUUUCAUACAUCCCCAAAAAAGGGAAAAAUGUGCUGGUGCUCAGCACAGUUCACAAGGAGCCUAAAGUGGAGGACGAGGGCAAAAGAAAACCCGAAAUGAUAUUGGAUUACAAUAAAUCUAAGGUAGCAGUGGACCACCUGGACCAGGCGUGUGGCACAUACUCAACUCGCCGGCGAGCACAACGGUGGCCAAUGCGCCUUUUCUACCACAUGCUGGACAUUUCGGCCUUCAAUGCCUUUUUGCUGUACACCUCUGUGAACCCGGGUUGGAACGCCAACAAACUUUACAGAAGAAGGCUGUUCCUCGAGGAGGUCGGCAAUGCGUUGAUCAUGCCAGAGGUUCAUCGGAGAAAGCCACAGACCGCUGCAGUGGAGCAAGAAGAGGCCACUCCUUCGCCUAGGCGAAAACAAUGUGGCCUCUGCACAAACAAACUCAUUGCAUCCAAUGCAUGUGAAAACUGUGGUACCCCCAUUUGCCGCAAACACAUGAGGAGCAUCUGCAAAAACUGCUGA
Nerophis lumbriciformis (worm pipefish) is the source of this 1740-nucleotide messenger RNA. NCBI's taxonomy places the organism in Eukaryota, Metazoa, Chordata, Actinopteri, Syngnathiformes, Syngnathidae. The record is from RefSeq and is a predicted model, not a curated record.